Triplophysa rosa is the source of this 5746-nucleotide messenger RNA. Its product is annotated as inactive dipeptidyl peptidase 10. The record is from RefSeq and is a predicted model, not a curated record. The transcript is spliced from 25 exons. Lineage: Eukaryota; Metazoa; Chordata; Actinopteri; Cypriniformes; Nemacheilidae. Gene Ontology annotation, biological process: proteolysis. Gene Ontology annotation, molecular function: serine-type peptidase activity; dipeptidyl-peptidase activity. Bases 151 to 2526 code for a protein of 791 amino acids.
AGCAUCCUAUUAAAGCGAUCUGCCAGUGGGUUGUGUAGAGCAACUUGCAGCACCAACUAAAACAGCGCUUUCAAGUGCUAUAGGAGCAGCAAACAGCAUCCGGAGCUAUACGUGUUGACAUUGGGACGUCAUUUCUGGACUGUCGCAAACAUGAUUGCCACCACACAACAGAACAUGACAACUGAGCUGCAGGAUUUGGGCAGCACGGGCGGACCUCCCCGAAACUGGAAGGGCAUCGGGAUCGCCAUGGUGGUCAUCCUGGGGGUCAUGUCCCUAGUCUCCCUCUCCAUUUUUCUUCUCACCCCUGAUGAAUCUCAUCUCCUGUUGCUCUCUCGUCUAACUGUGGAGAGCCUUGAAAAUGAAGAUUUCAAAGUUCACGACCCUUGUGCGACGUGGCUAAACGAGAACGAGGUGUCGGUAUGCACCCAGGAAGGUCACGUUCUAAUCCACAAUCUCAGCACCAAUGUAACAACCACGCUGUUAGACAACAGCACCCUGGAUCUGAAGUCCAUGAGGUUCCAGGUUUCUGCUGAUAAGAGGUUCAUCCUAAUGGCCUAUGAUAUACGCCCUGUAUUCUCACAGUCCUUCACUGCAUCUUUUGCAAUCUACACUGUGACCAGCGGGGAAAUUGUGGACCUCACACCACCAGAUGAGGAUGUGUCUGUACUUCAGUAUGCGGCGUGGGGGCCUCAAGGGAACCAGCUGGUCUUUGUUUUCGAGAAUGACAUCUACUACCAGCCCGAUGUUUCCAGCAAGGCGAUGCGUUUGACAACCACAGGCAGAAGUGCACUGGUGCUUAAUGGACUGUCUGAUUGGACCUAUGAGGAGGAAAUACUCCUGAAAUAUCCUGCAUUCUGGUGGGCCAAAGAUGGUGCGCGGCUGGCAUAUCUUUCCAUCAACAACUCAGCCACGCCUUUUAUGGAGAUACCUCACUUCCUGGGCGGGAUCUAUCCAUCUAAUGUGGUCUACCCGUACCCAAAGGCAGGUUCCAGAAUCCCAUCAGCCAGCCUGUUUGUGGUGAAUUUAUACGGUCCAGCUCACACAUUAGAAAUGAUUCCACCCGACUCCCUAAACAACAGAGAUAGCUACAUCUCCAUGGUGAGUUGGAUCAGCAAUACUCGUCUAGCCAUGCGAUGGUUGAACCGGGUCCAGAAUCAUUCUGUGCUGUGUGUGUGCGAGGCCACGACAGGAGCCUGCUCAGAGAGGCACCAAAUGACGUUGGAUUUUUGGCACAACAAUCAGCGGCAGGACGAGCCGAUGUUCACGGCAGAUGGUUCCCUGUUUUAUCUCAUCCUGCCUGCCAAGCAAGGUGCCCGUGGGGAGUUUCUUCACAUCGCCAGUCUCCCCGCUCAGACUUUAACCCCAUCGGCUUCUCCUCGCUUUCUGACAUCAGGGAACUGGGACGUGACCUCACUAUGCGCCCUUGAUGAGGAGAACAAUAAAAUAUAUUUCCUGAGUACGGAGGAGUCGCAGCAGAGCAGACACUUAUACAGUGUGGAGCUGGGAGGAGUGUUUCAUCGCCAGUGUCUUACAUGCAACCUGUUCGAAAGAUGUAACGUCUACAAAGCAGACUUUAGUCCUAACCAGACAUAUCUUACUCUCUACUGCUUGGGGCCAGGUGUCCCAAGAGUGACUAUUCACAGCACAAGUGACCCAUCCAAAUACACAGUGGUGGAAGACAACAGCCUCCUUGCAAUAUCUCUCGAAACCAAAAGGCUUCCCGAGAUGCUUUUCCGGACAUUUUCCACCGAAAACAAUGACCUAGAUCUGAAGAUGUCUUUGCCCCCUGGAUACGAGGGAAACCUCCACCCUCUUCUUAUGAUCAUUGAUGGUGCUCCUGGUAUGCAGUCUGUAACGGAGGAGUUUGCCCUGGGCUGGCCGGAGGUUUUGUCCAGUCUGCACGGAGUGGCGCUUGCGUGGAUCGACAUCAGGAGCCGAUUGUCACAGGGGCAGAAAAGCAGCACUAUAGACCCUCGUAAACUAGGAUUCCUCCGCAUUAAAGAUCAGCUCGGUGUCAUUGAGUGGUUGAUGCAGCUGCCGUACAUCGAUGGGAGAAGAAUAGCUGUGUAUGGAAAGGGCUUUGGUGGAUAUUUAAGUUUGAAGAUGUUGACAGCAACUGAUCGGAUGUUUAAAUGUGCUGCUGUUAUGGCUCCUGUUACAGACUUCAAGCUCUACAGUGCCACUUUCUCAGAGAGAUAUCUGGGUGUCCCUGCAAAAGAGGAACAUUCCUACAUGACUGCAUCUUUGCUGGACGACAUCCACAAGCUUAAAGACGAAAGUUUUCUCCUCAUACACGGGACUGCAGAUGCUCGUGUUCACUUCCAGCACAGCGCUGAAUUACUGAGUCGUCUAGUGAAAGUGGAGGCCAACUACACCCUUCAGCUGUACCCGGACGAAGGCCACAACUUAAGACAUGAGCAGAGCAUCCAGCACCUACACCGCACCCUCCUUCACUACCUCCAAAACUGCCUCAAACACGACCCCUUCCUCGAAGCAGAGGAGGAAGAAGAAGAGGAGGAAGAAUAAUCUCUUUCACUGUAUCUUCAGAAGAGCCUCCAAGCACCAAUGUCUGACUUGUGUUAUGCCACCAAGAGAACAAAGAGCAAAGGCUCAGGAGGAUCAAAUCCACCAGCUAUUUACAGCCAACACAAUUUUCAAAUAUCAGAUCAAUGACCAUAAAUGUCAGAAAAUGACAGCAGGGAGAUGAAGCAUACCCGAUUCAUACAGUCUACAAAUGAAGCACAUAUGAAGUCAUUCAAUCUACAUCUUUGAUCAGGUUGUGGGUAAAUGGGUAAAAGAUGCUGCACAGGCAUGUUCGAUAGCCUUGAUGUCACAGUGCCACCUUGUGGUGAACGACACUUCUUCAAUAUAUUCUAUGUGGUAUGCAGCAUGGGUGGUAGGGUUGGAAAAUACACCAAAACGGCUUUGUAGUAGCCUAUACUGUGGAAGAUUUGACUGAAUGUGAAUUGCAACAUAUUCUUUGAACCUGGCUCUUGAUAUGCAUGACAAACCGGCUGCAUGGUGCUGUUUACCGUUUCAAAAUCUCUGUGCCAAACCCUAUAGGAUCCUCUCAUAACAAAGUGGAAAUCGCACACCAGAUGUCAGCAUGUCUGUGCACGGACGGUCUGUUUAAAACCCAGAGAGCAUCUUUAAAGCAUUGCAGUAUGCACAGGCUGUCCUGCCAAUAAGGGUACAAAAUCAAUGCCACAAUCUCAACAUCACACUGCAUGCUGCUGUUUACAGAAGCCCUUAUACGGUUUACAUCAAAUCUCUACGUUGAGCCAUGCUGUCUGUAUUUUCACACUGUAUUUUCACCGGCAGACAAACUUUAUUUUUUUACUUUUUAUUUUUGUCAUGUUUACAUACGAAAUGUGCCAAAUACUUUGUGACCAAACCUUUCAAUAUUAAGUUGUGUUACAGUUCUGAAUGUGGCAGUUUGUGCAUUUACUAAAUUUUUAUUUCAUUGCAACUGAUAUCCCUGUAAAAUAAGUACUGUGACGGUAGCAUGUUACAGUGGUAAUCAGUGCUCGAAUUGAAUCAAGGCUUAUGGGGGGUCCCCACCAUAAGACUUUUUUUGGUGGGGGUGGGGGUUAGUCUCGCAAUAUACAAUUUAUACAAAAUACUAGGGCUGUCAAAAGAUUAAUCGCGAUUAAUCGCAUCCAGAAUAAAAGUUUGUGUUUACAUAAUAUUUAUCUGUUUACUGUGCGUAAUAAUUUUGUAUUUAUUAACACAUACACAUCCAUGCAUAUAUUUAAGAAAAAUCUAAAUAUUGGUAAAUAUAAAUAAAUACAUGUAAAUAUUUCCUAAAUAUGUAUACUUGUGUAUGUGUUUGUAUUUAUAAAUACAAAAUUAAUAUGCACAGUACAUAGACAUAUGUUAUGUAAACACAAACUUUUAUUCUGGAUGCGAUUAAACGCGAUUAAUCUUUUGACAGCCCUACAAAAUACACAAUAUAUUUGAUCAUAAUAUGCAUAACUAUAUACUAUUUAUUAAAAGCAGGCUUACAUAAAAGAACAGGCUUCUUUUACUGUAUUUUGGUUCAAAUCAAUGCAGGCUUGGUGAACAGAAAUGACUUUUGAACAGUGUACGACCAACAGAAUAAUUCUAGCAUUAUUUACCAAUGUAGUAUUUACUAUUUCCCCUAAAAACAACUGGAUGAUUGACACUUUGUGAAUAUAAUGUUUGUUCCAAAAGACUUGUUUAAAUGCAAGAAACUAGUUUAUUAGGUAUUAAGAAUAUAAAUUGUGACAAGACCGGCUGUGUGUUAGUGUUGUGGGGAUUUUUCAACGAUUUCAGUGCAGUUUACAUAGUUACGUCCAGUAGGUGGCGGCAAGGGUGAGUCUGUCAGCAGACCAUUCAACCAUUUCAGUCCAAAAGUCUGCUUUAUUAAGGAACUAACUAUGGCUAUCAAUAUGUCAAUCAUAGAGUGAAUCCCGCAUUUAUAUGCCGAUGUAAUUCCCAAAAGCCGUUGGUCUGAGCAGCAUGAAAAACAAGUUUUAUACAAUUCUGAGUGGAUUAUAUAAAGCACAGAAACCGCACAACGAGCACUCCGAUUAUAAUUACUAAAAAGCUGUCACUCAUCUUCAUCGAGAACUCUAGCACCCAGAACCAGGCCUAAUAAUAAUUUACGCAAGGAAUACAAAAGCCCCGACAUGGAGUUGAUAAAUAUAGUGGAAAGAUAUAUAGAGAGAGAAAAUUACCCCUCAAAAAAGUAGAAGCUUCCUCUUCCCGACUGCGAGUGGACGUUUAUUAUUCUCCACUUAUUAGCUGAAGUUAGCUUCACCGGAGCGACGCUAAUCAAGCAGUCAUGUCAACGAUGUCCUGCGAUUAGCGGUCUUUAGCUGUGGGGCGGGGCGUUUAAAAUUUAAAGAGACAUGACAACUAGCCCAUAAACAAACUUAAUAUAAAUUAUUGUAAAUAAUUAAUUCACGAAAUUUACCAUAUCCAUUGCAUGAAUUUAAUCACAUUUGUCAUUAUCAUUUUUACUCAAAUAAAAAUAUCUGAGGGUCCCCCCAGCCCCCUUCAAUUCGAGCACUGGUGGUAAUACUGGGGUAUUUUGAUAUUCAUAUUGUAUUCUUAUAACCAUAUUGCCAAACAUAUCAGAUUAACUUUUUUUGUGUGGUAUUGACAUGCCAUUACAAUGAUAUUUUAAAGAGUAGCAUAAUACUACCAUGGACCAUGUUAAAAAAGGUAUCACAAUGCAAAAAUAUGCAAAAAAUGGUACUAGCAAUGUAGCACUUUUUUGUUAAUUGUUCAUUUAUAAUUGAUAUAUGCAGGUUUGAGAAACCAGAAGUUCACCAGCUCAUAACACAGUGACAUCUGUUAAACAAAAGACAUCAUAAACUCAUAACAUAAAUGAUAACAGAUUAGACAAGAUAGCAAUAAAAAGCAGUAUUGAUACUUUGAAGUAUAUUGCUUAUUAUUGUGAUGAAAUGCAUAUCACAGUGUUCUCACCUGCCUUGAACCUUCUCAUUCGCCAAUCAAAUAUUUACUUCGGAAACUUUUUGUGAGCUUCAUUUAUUGCUGAAAUGUAUGUAUGUAAAAACCUUGUAAGUUCCGUGCAAACCUUGUGAAGCAAGUUACAUAUUUCAGAAUGUUAUAUUGUGCUGUUGGUCCAAGAAACUACAGAGCCAUGCUAAUGUCAUAGGCAGCAUGAUGUCUGUUUGAAUUGAACAUCCCAUUUGUUUUUGAUUAACCCUUUUCCAAUAAAGUCUACAAUCUUUGUGUAUAUUAUGUUCAUAUUAUA